GCCGCGGGUCUCGCUCCGCCACGAUGGUGGAGGUGAUGGAGCUGCCCAAGUCGCGCAUCAACGCCAGCAUGCUCGCUCAGUCCAUCGACCGGCCCGUCUGCUUCGUGGGGAAGCUGGAAAAGAUUCAUCCCACGGGGAAAAUGUUUAUUCUUUCAGACGGAGAAGGAAAAAGUGCAACCAUUGAGUUGAUGGAGCCUCUUGAUGAAGAAAUCUCUGGAAUCAUAGAAGUUGUUGGAAGAGUAACAGCCAAAGCGACCAUUAUGUGUUCAUCUUAUGUCCAGUUUAAAGAAGACAGCCAUCCUUUUGAUCUUGGACUUUACAAUGAAGCUGUGAAAAUUAUCCAUGAGUUCCCGCAGUUUUUUCCUUUGGGGGUUAUGCAAUAUGAUUGAUCUUGAUUGUAAAUGAGCUACAUUGAAGACUAUUAGAGAAGGCCCUGGUAUUUGAGGGAGAGAUUCCUGUUAUUUUUAAUAUUUAAUUCAUUCUCAUUUUUAUUUCAUUUACCUAACUUUAUUAGAUAUUCCAGUAUGCCAUUUUUAAUGGAACUGGUAUAUUGACAGUUUUCUCCUAUGUCCUCAUAAAGAAUCACUUCUCUGCAUGUAGUCAGAUCAGAUGCAAAACAAAGCAGUUGUCUGAGUUUGUUUUCUGUUUUAUUAAUAAAAGUUUAAGUGAUACAUA
Molecule: messenger RNA, 675 nt
Organism: Miniopterus natalensis
Lineage: Eukaryota; Metazoa; Chordata; Mammalia; Chiroptera; Miniopteridae
Gene: RPA3
Product: replication protein A3
Biological process (GO): base-excision repair; double-strand break repair via homologous recombination; mismatch repair
Cellular component (GO): nucleus; site of double-strand break; DNA replication factor A complex
Molecular function (GO): damaged DNA binding; single-stranded DNA binding
Source: RefSeq, a predicted model, not a curated record